AUGACUCGAAUGACGACUGCUGCAUCGCGUGCGACGCUCAGUGUGCGUCGCACGAGCCCCAGUGUCGGCGUAUCGUUCCGCCGUUCCCAAGCCUUCUCGGCCGUUCAGCUGGCGUUCGUGGCGCUGCUGGCGGUCGGCUUCACAGCCCGUAACGCGGCUGCUUCUAUCGUGUACAACAGUGCGGGCGUGCAUGCUUCUAACGGGGUUCCAGUGCGGAACCUCGGACGGUGGCGCGCGCAGGAAGGGGAGAUGACGGCAGGAGGACGCGGACUGAUCAGCAGCAGCAGCAGCAUCAGCAUCAGCGACAGCAGCAGCGGUGGCGGCAGUGGCGGCGGUAUUGGCAGCGGAGGGGAAGGCGGGGAGAUUCCCGAGUGGGCGCGGAGCGAGGUGUUGCGGUGGGAGGCCGCGCGCGCGCGCGAGCUCGGGCAGACGGAGGAGGAUGAAGCGGAGCGGGCGAAGCGGGCGGCGCACGCGGAGAUGGCGCGCGCGCUGUGGGAGGAGACGGAGGCGCAGUUCGAAGGGCGGCUGCAGGAGUGGCGCAGGCAAAGCGCGCGCCUGCAGGGGGUGGCGCAGCGGAAGUCGGAGAAGCGCGCCAGGCGCGCCAGGCACAAGUGGGCGCGCGCGCAGGGAAAACAGGCGCACGCACGGCCGGAGAGGAGCGGAAGUGGCGUUUUCGCGAGCGACACGUCGCCUCCGACUCCAUGGGAGGAGAAUCGGCCGGCGGGAGAGUCCCCAUGCAGCCCCAGGAGCACCGGACCGGUGAUCAACGUCACCACUCUGGACCACAUUCUAUCGCGCACGAAGUACCCGUGGAACCAGACCGUCACCCUGGUGCUGCAGGCGUCGAUUACUCUCGACCACUCGUUGGUGCUCGAUUCGAGCUUCUCAUGCACCAUCUUCCAGGCAGACACGCUCCCCAGCGAAUACGUUUUGGAGAUCACCACCGACACGGAGCCCGUUCUUCAGGUGCUAGAAUCGCUCUUUCUUUUCUCACUAGGCCCGCCUCCUCUGCCUCCUGCUGCUGCUGCUACACCUACCCUCCCCUGCAGGUCGUACGGCAUUCAGUUCACGCAGGCGUCAGUGGUGGGGCGGAUAGACGUGUUCCGCUGCGCAUACACGAAGCUGGACUCGCUCUUUGCCACGGCGCCCUGGGACUUCCAAUACCACCCGGGGGUCAUCCGCAUGGGCAUGAGCGGCAUCGGCGUCAACCUCACCUCCUCCGAGAAUAUAAUCUCCAAUAACGACCUCUUUGGCGCGUGGGAGCUCAUCUACCUCUAUCGGGGAACCAUUGGAGCUACUGUGAGGAACAACUUCCUCCACGACUACCUCUUCUCAGGCUUCAGGUGUGGAGCGGACGUGCAUUUCGCGUGGGACUGUGCGCUGACGACAGUGAAGCACAACUUUGUGUUCUCCCCGCAGAAGAAGAACCUCACAGGCGACUCUGCUGGCAUCUACUUCUGCACGCACUGGUUCAGCCCCGGGAACACGGUGAGCUGCAACUAUGUGAUCGGCGGGGACCACUGCUACUACCUGGACUACUGCACGUCAGGCGUGGAGAUUCAGGGGGGCGUGUGCCUGCAGCUGUGGGACGGUGUGAAGCUGAACAACGGCAAGAGGAACCACAUCCGCAGCCUGCUCAUGGUGGGGCUGGGCCAGAGCCCCGGCUACAUCACGUGCUUCACUGUCACGGUCAACCACUGUCGAAAGGACCCCGGGUCGUAUUGGGAGGCCAUGCGGAAGCUGUACUACGACACGCCUGAGAUCAACAAGGUAAGUCCUCAUGGUGGGGUUGGGACAAAGCCCGGUUCAGAGCUCCUCUCUACCCCUCUCGGCCCCUCUCCGCCCCUCUCCACCGCUCUCCACCCCUCUCCACCACUCUCCACCCCUCUCCACUUCUCUCCACCGCUCUUCAUCCCUCUCCUCCCCUCUUACACCCCUCUCCACCCCUCUCCUCCCCUCUCUCCCCUCUUCACCCCUCUGCACCCCUCUGCACACCUCUGCACACCUCUGCACACCUCUGCACCCCAUUCAACCCUCUGCACCCCUCUCCACCCCUCUGCACCCCUCGCCAAACCCCCACCCCUUCUCCGGAUUCAGGCCAAGAAAAGGUGGCGUGGCCGUCUUUCCUUUCCCCUCAGCCAUGGCCGUCUUUCCUUUCCCCUCAGCCAUGGCCAUCUUUCCUUUCCCCUCAGCCAUGGCAAGCCAUGGCAGCAGCACGGCCCCUCUGCCUCGCCGCCACCAUCCCAUCCCAUGGCACAUAUCCGACAGCCUCUGCCUCGCCGCCACCAUCCCAUCCCAUGGCACAUAUCCGACAGCCUCUGCCUCGCCGCCACCAUCCCAUCCCAUGGCACAUAUCCGACAGCCUCUGCCUCGCCGCCACCAUCCCAUCCCAUGGCACAUAUCCGACAGCCUCUGCCUCGCCGCCACCAUCCCAUCCCAUGGCACAUAUCCGACAGCCUCUGCCUCGCCGCCACCAUCCCAUCCCAUGGCACAUAUCCGACAGCCUCUGCCUCGCCGCCACCAUCCCAUCCCAUGGCACAUAUCCGACAGCCUCUGCCUCGCCCCCACCAUCCCAUCCCAUGGCACAUAUCCGACAGCCUCUGCCUCGCCGCCACCAUCCCAUCCCAUGGCACAUAUCCGACAGCCUCUGCCUCGCCGCCACCAUCCCAUCCCAUGGCACAUAUCCGACAGCCUCUGCCUCGCCGCCACCAUCCCAUCCCAUGGCACAUAUCCGACAGCCUCUGCCUCGCCGCCACCAUCCCAUCCCAUGGCACAUAUCCGACAGCCUCUGCCUCGCCGCCACCAUCCCAUCCCAUGGCACAUAUCCGACAGCCUCUGCCUCGCCGCCACCAUCCCAUCCCAUGGCACAUAUCCGACAGCCUCUGCCUCUCUGCAGCAAAGCCAGCCGCACUCACUCCUAAGCUAGUGUGGCCCUCCUCCCUUUCCUCUCCGCCAUCACAGCAGCACUCGCCUCGCCCCCUUCCGCGCCCCCAUCAUCCCGUCUCAGAUAUACGGUACGACAGCCGCUGCCUCUCUGCUGCUGAGUGCUGA
Messenger RNA from Closterium sp. NIES-65, 3051 nucleotides. The record is from the annotation of a GenBank genome assembly. NCBI's taxonomy places the organism in Eukaryota, Viridiplantae, Streptophyta, Zygnematophyceae, Desmidiales, Closteriaceae.